Vitis vinifera (wine grape) is the source of this 3528-nucleotide messenger RNA. RefSeq names its product homeobox protein BEL1 homolog. The transcript is spliced from 4 exons. Gene Ontology annotation, biological process: regulation of transcription by RNA polymerase II. Bases 1181 to 3199 code for a protein of 672 amino acids. The record is from RefSeq and is a predicted model, not a curated record. Gene Ontology annotation, molecular function: DNA-binding transcription factor activity, RNA polymerase II-specific; RNA polymerase II cis-regulatory region sequence-specific DNA binding. Lineage: Eukaryota; Viridiplantae; Streptophyta; Magnoliopsida; Vitales; Vitaceae.
CCUCAUCUCAUCCUCCCCCAGUCCCUAAUUUUAGGAACAUUUUAUCACUACACUCUCAAGCAUCUAUCCUCUUUUCUCUCUUCCAAACUUCUAAACCACCCUCGCCCAUCUCUCAUCUCGCCAUCUCAUGAAUUCUCAUCUCAGACCUCAGACCUUUGCAGCAGCCCGACCCACCCUCUCUCCAUCCUAAACACUGAAAUCCAUCUGAAAAAGCCUGGACACAACUCCCACUUCUGUACUCUCUUGCCCCCAUAAAACAUCUCUCCCUCCUCUUCCCCACUCCGUUUUCUUUCAUUUUUCUUGUGUCUAUAAAAUUCUUUCAUUCUUAGGAGGCUAAAGUCUUCAUUUAAGUAAAGGGGGAGUGGUCAUGUGGCGGCUUGUAGUUUGUGUGCCAGGCAAAGGACCCUGAUUGCUUUAUGUUGGUCCUGCUCCUGUAUCACAGUAUCAAUACUUUUCUUUUCUUUUCUUUUCUUCUUUUUUUUUUAAAUAUAUUAUAUAUGGGCUAUUAAUUUUAUAUAAUAAAACUUUUUUUUAUCAUGGUAUUUAAUUGCUGGGGGUAUGAAAUAAUUGAGGGGAUUUGAUUACCAGGAAGUCUAUUUUGGAUGUACUUAUAUGAUGUUGCAUUGACCCACUUAGAGAAGAAAAGAGAGGGGAGAGAGAGAGAGAGGGGGGGCUGAAGCAUAUAUGAAAUGAUGAUCAUGGCUAGGAACUAGGAAGUCAUCAUCACCUCUAUCUGAUGAUCUUCUACUUCUGAGUUCGGAGGAGAUGUCUUCUUUCUUCCUAGGUUGGCUUUCAUGGCAUCCCAUGUUCGGCCUGUUUACACAAGCCUGAGUAGUAGACCCAGUCUUCAUCUCCAAUCUUACCUCCUCCUCCACCGUCACCACCAGCACCAGCUGCAUAACAAGAUAAGUUAAUUCCCUCUUGUCAAUAGCAGGUAAGCUAUCUCUGUCUGGCUCUGGUUUGAUCAUUGCAUAGAACUGAGUGAUAAAGUUGGAAACUUUUCUCCCUUUCUAAUCAGACGAUUGAAAAGGGUGAUUUGGGUUUUCAUGGACGUUGUUUAUUGAUCUUGGUUUUGUUUUGAUUUUGGGCUGCGGUGUGAGGGUGGAUCUUGAUGGGAAUUGUGGUUGCAGAAUCGUCAGAAGCGACAGGCGAGAAAAAAUCGAAGUAGACUUUGUGUUGUAUGGCUGGGGAGAAUCCGGCAGAGAAAUCAAGGAACAUGGUGUCAUCUGCUGGCUUUGUUUACUCGGAUGUUUCAUCCACCAACCCAAGUAUUCAGACCCAGACCCAUCUGGUGAACCAGAUCCAAAGCUUCGAGUCCAACCCAGAGAUGUUCAACUUGACUACAGGCAUGGAGAUGAUAGGGUUUCCUCCAAAAAAUCUGCAGCAACCGAGUGAUGCCAACUCGGUGAUGUGGAAAGCGUUCUUUGGGAAACAUGGAAAUCACUCGGGACCCUCUUCUUCAAAGACAGUGAACGAGUCGACGAGCGAUUAUUAUCAGCAUGAGUUCAACAAGUCUGAUUUCGCAACUGGGAUUUCUCAGACAACAAGCGAGAAUCUGAUGGUUGCACCCGACUCAGCAGCAUGGCAAGAGAACAGAUUGAUGGUUGAUGAUUCCUCUUUGAGGUGUGUGUUUCCUUGUGAAGGAAACGAGAGGCCCAGUCAAGGUCUCUCACUCUCUCUCAGUUCCAGCAAUCCCUCUAGUAUUGGGUUACAAUCAUUUGAACUCAGACACACUCAUCAUCAAGGUCAACAGGAUGAUCAUAUGAGGUUUCUCUCUUCAAAUUCUAGAGAUUGCUUCUUUGGAAAAUCUGCGGCCAUCCAAGAGCAACAAAUGAUGCAGGAUGGGUUUCUGGGAAAAGCUGCAAAUCUUAAUCAAGGGAACUUCCAGCUGAGGAACUCAAAGUACUUGGGUCCUGCUCAGCAGCUUCUGAACGAGUGCUGUAACCUUGGAACAAAGCAGAUUGAUCCACCUAGGCAAAAGGCCCCCAAGACCAACCAGUGGGAGGAUGAGAAUGGAAGCAGUAGUAGCUGUUCAAGAAAGCCAUCUCUCUACUCUCUGGAGCUCAUGGAAUUGCAGAAGAGAAAAUCAAAGCUGCUUUCAAUGCUUGAGGAGGUUGAUAGAAGAUACAAGCACUACUGCGAUCAGAUGAAGGCGGUGGUCUCAUCCUUUGAAGCAGUGGCUGGAAACGGGGCUGCGAGAGUCUACUCGGCGUUGGCUUCAAAAGCCAUGUCUAGGCAUUUUAGAUGUCUGAGAGACGGCAUUGUGGGUCAGAUUCAGGCCACUAAGAAGGCCAUGGGAGAGAAAGACCCAGUUGCACCAGGCACAACCCGAGGGGAGACCCCCAGGCUAAGGGUUCUUGAUCAAGCCCUGAGGCAACAGAGGGCAUUUCAGCAGAUGAGCAUGAUGGAGAGCCAUCCAUGGAGACCCCAACGAGGCUUACCCGAGAGAUCAGUCUCUGUGCUUCGAGCUUGGUUGUUCGAGCACUUCCUCCACCCGUAUCCCAGCGAUGUAGAUAAGCACAUCUUAGCCCGCCAAACUGGUCUCUCAAGAAGCCAGGUAUCCAAUUGGUUCAUCAAUGCGAGGGUGAGGCUAUGGAAACCCAUGGUGGAAGAGAUGUACUUAGAAGAAACAAAGGAGCAAGACAACCUGGGCUCCCCAGAUGGGGCUACAGACCCCGACGACAAUGGCCGGCCGAACCCUAAUCCCCAGCCACGUAUCGAAGAUCAAAAGCCAACAGCCGAGCAACUUGUUCGAAUAGACUCCGAGUGCCUCUCUUCCAUCAUCAACAACCCAGAGAAGAACGACUCUAAAAAUGGCAAAAGCCUUCAAAACCCCCACCCCCACCACCUCCACCACCACCAGCCCAACUUCGGGCGAGUUGCCGAGGCCUUUGGAGCCGUGGAGUUGGACUUCUCCUCUUACAAUCACCACACGGCCGGCGCUGUUUCUUUCACUAACGACAGUGCCCAUCAUAAUUUCGGUGGCAGCGGCGUGUCCUUGACGCUGGGCUUACAACAGCAUGGUGGAAGCGGGGUGAGCUUAGCAUUCUCACCUGCAUCACAGAGCUCUCUCUUCUACUCUAGAGACCCCAUUGAAGAUUGCCAACCAGUUCAGUACUCUCUUUUAGAUGGAGAAGGACAGAACUUGCCUUACAGAAACUUGAUGGGAGCGCAGUUGCUCCACGACUUGGCCGGAUAAACAGAUAGGCGAUGAGCUUCCCCGGUCCAGAGCCUUGUGAUUGAAGGAAAGUGAUCAUUGAUGGUAGAUAAUUACAUGAGAGACAUAGAUAAAUACUUCAUACAUACAUAAACUUAUACUUGCUUAGCUAGACAUACUACUGAACAUUAGUUCCAUGGCUGGUAGUUUUGCACCUUGGCUUUUUCGAUGGAAAGAAUAUGUUUACUACUGUUAGAGUAGAUUGGAAUUGCCAUUGAUUGAUGCAAGGAUAUACAGGUCUUUCUUCCUCUUUUGGGUAGAAUCUGUAUGAUUCAAAAUUUAACCUAUUAGCUAUGUCUAUGUUAGCAGUA